AUGUACGCAACGCACAUCCAUACCCCGCAAGUGGACCCACUAGAGCGCGGCCCACCUAAACGUGUACUGCGUGAGGAGCAGCAUAUUGGGGAACGGGUGGCGGCGUCCAAGAAGCGUGUAGCAUGGCGCUUUACGCUUGGCGAGUCGGACCGUACGCACGAGGUGGCUUUAAUUCAUUCCGUGAUGAGCUACAAAAAGGUUGUGUUGUACGAUGGCCGGCAAAUGCACUUUUCUUCAACGGCAACUCUAGGUGACUGGAACUUCACUAUGAUCUUGGAUGGACUUAACAUGAUCAUGGAAGUCCGCAUCAACGACGUUGAGUCGGCUGAAGUUCCGAAAUAUGACUUCGCCAUUGACCGAGUCCCAUACCGUCGUUGGGAUGUCUACCGCCGCAAAAAGCACGCCAUCACCACGGCGACGUAUGCUCAGCCAAAUGCGCCUCCUGGAAAUACCUACGGAAUGCACCGCUGGGGACCAAGUGGAGCUUUACCGCCUUCGCAGAAUGAAAGCAAUCGGGAAUUAUAUUCUGGUGGCUCUUGUGGCUCUGUCACAGACAGUUCUCAAAAAACAAGUCGAACGCACAGUUUUGGUCGACAGAGUGCUCAGUCACAAUCGUCAUGGGGCAAUAGAUCUAGUGAACGGACUCGCAGCUUUCCAGAACAUCAAAACGGUCAACAAAGUUCGGCUGACUUUCAUCAACAGAGCUCACUAAUACAGGAGCAAACAAGGGCUACAAAUUCUCACGGAAAGUCAAUACCACCUUUAAAAGCACCGACUGCAGUGACGCAGUCCAAAAUAAACCUGCUUGACGACUUUGAUUCGAGUGUGAGUUUAUCGGCGCAGGCAUUGAUCUUCGAUCCUUUGGUCAGUGUACCGUCUAAAGAAAAUCUAACAACGAGAGGCUUGCCGUCAGCCCAACAACAGCAAGUGCCUCCAGUUGCCGCAAAUGUCGAUCCGUUUGCCUCUGUUGCAGCGCCAAUUUCGACAAAACCUGCCGAAAUGAUCAAUCUAGAUCCUUUUACAACUCAGCACGCUGUUAAUUCUCAUGUUCAGCAUCGUCACCAGGAGCGGUUUUAUCAAAUACCGGCCGGCUUUAUGCACCAAAGCACUGUAAAGCAGCCGCUAUCCAUGCCGGUCGUUACGCAAGUUACAAUACAACAAAUGCAGCAUCAAGGAAAGCGAGAUUUUAUGACCGUUCAGCAAUCGCAUGAUGCAUCUGGUCGCAUGAAUAACGUCAAUUACAGUAUUUCCCAGCUUAUGAAUCCAGAGAACCUUCAAGCUGGUCAACAACAUCAACACAGCAAGUCUAACUCUAUAAAUAUUGAUGCAUUUGCUAGCCUUGGACAAUAG
Messenger RNA from Plasmopara halstedii, 1350 nucleotides. RefSeq lists its product as uncharacterized. NCBI's taxonomy places the organism in Eukaryota, Oomycota, Peronosporomycetes, Peronosporales, Peronosporaceae. Bases 1 to 1350 code for a protein of 449 amino acids. The transcript has 6 exons. The record is from RefSeq and is a predicted model, not a curated record.